Cucurbitaria berberidis CBS 394.84 is the source of this 4986-nucleotide messenger RNA. RefSeq lists its product as uncharacterized. Gene Ontology annotation, cellular component: Ino80 complex; nucleus. The record is from RefSeq and is a predicted model, not a curated record. The transcript has 4 exons. Gene Ontology annotation, molecular function: ATP-dependent chromatin remodeler activity; ATP binding; DNA binding. NCBI's taxonomy places the organism in Eukaryota, Fungi, Ascomycota, Dothideomycetes, Pleosporales, Cucurbitariaceae. Gene Ontology annotation, biological process: DNA repair; DNA-templated transcription; chromatin remodeling. Bases 1 to 4986 code for a protein of 1661 amino acids.
AUGUUCCGCGAUCCCGCCGUCGUGCCGCGCUCGGUCGACGACGCGGAGGAGCUUUCGCGAGGAGACGAAAGAAUGCCGCCAGGGCACCAAGGGGAUCCUCCGCCAGCUUACCACACAUCGCCAACACAAACCGCCCAACCCUACCAGCACCACUCCCCAACGACACCCGCGCCCUUGCCGCUGCACCACGCCAACAAUUUCCAUCCCCGUCAACACCACCGUCCUCCCACCUCGCCGCCCUCGACCGACCUCCCGCCCAUCACCACGCAGCUCUACGCUCGCGACACGUCCAGAUACUACGAUCCCACAUCAGACAAUGGCGAGCGCACUCUAGGGCGCGACCCGGCGCGUUACGACACCAACCACUAUCCCCCACAGACUCGAGAUCCGCAACCCUAUCACUCGCCAGUCACAAACGCAUACCCCCAUCACUCGCCGCUGCAGCGUCCGCAUUCACAACACCAGCAGACUGGCACCAUGGAGGCCAUGUCGCACUCUCCCGUGUCCCCGUCCGUCUAUCAAUCAUUGAACCGGGGCGCCGUCCAGCCGCCACCGCCAAACUAUGCGAGGCGGCCAUCGUUCAAGGACGAGGCACCGCCCCCAACCCGCGCCGACCCCAUGUCCCUCUCGAGCAUCAUGUCCUCUGGCGUAGACAACGACCCUCCACCGAAAACCCAACAACUCCCGCCCCUCAACCCCGAUUCCUAUCGACUAUCGAAGCCAUCGCCCAACCCCCUUUUUGUCAAACAAGAGGCCAUGACAUCCCCUGCACCUCCCGACCUACCACCACAAGGCAAUGGCUACCCCCCUCGAGGCCUGUACGAGUCAAUGCCACCUGUCGGUAGCUUGCAGCCCUCGCUCCAGCCCUCAUCUCGCGAGCUGCCUGUGCCAGACGAGGCUGAAGUAGAGGCUGCUCUCGCCCACAUCGAAACCAAGCAGAUGAAUGAGGUUGAGGAUUCAGGCACCCCACAUGAGCAUGAGGAGCACAAAGAGCGCAGCCAAAAGCGCGCCUUGGAGGUUACCAAUGCAGACAAUAGUAAACGCAAGCGCCGACGGACUGCUACCCUGGUGCGCUUCCAGGAUGUCAUCGGUGCCCACCGCGAUUAUGCCAAGCAGUCAUAUAACUUGGAACAUGAGGGCGACGCCUGGCAACAGGUCCAGAGCCAGGAGAUUGCCGAGGAGAAAGAGCGCAAGAAGGACAUGCAACGCAAGCGCAGGCGGGAAAAGACCAUCCAGAAUGAGGAAGCCAAGCGUGCUGAAGCACUAGCAAAGGCUGGACAGGCGGAGAAUGAGGAAGAGAAGGAGCGACACCUCCUAGCUGCGCAAAAGGCUGAACGCAAGGCGAAGACUACCUCGCAGCUUCUACAAGGUAAUGCGCCUAGCAAAGACAUCCGGGAAACUACUCCACAUGGGCCAAACCUUGAAGGCGGCACCAUGAGCUCCUUCCAGGCCUCCGACGACGUUCUAGGAGGUGGCGGAAAGCGGAAAGGAAACCGUGCUACGGGGCGUCUCAAGAAAAGCAAGGAACAAAAGCAGGCAGAAAAGGAUGCUGCUGCCGCUGGUCAGGCCGCUCUCGAUCGUGGCGACGACCUUCCUCUCAUUGCACCGCGCGACGAGUCGCGUCUCGAAUCCGUCAGAGGCCGAAGUCAUACAGAAGAUCUGGGCCCUGUUGUCUUGACAUCUUACGACUCGUCCGUAUAUCGCAAUCUCUACCAGCAGAUUGUAAAAGACCUGGCUCGAAAGGAUUUACCCAAGGUCGUCCGUAUCAAGGAGAAUUCACUGUCUACAAAGCAGUCGAAUCUACGAAAGACAGCCCAGUUGGCCGCCAAGGAAGCCCGUCGAUGGCAGAUGCGCACAAACAAGAAUCAGAAAGACACACAAGCUAGGGCCAAGCGCGGGAUGCGCGAGAUGCUUGCUUUCUGGAAGAGGAACGAGCGUGACGAGCGCGAGUCACGGAAGAACGCUGAGCGUCAAGAACUGGAAAAUGCGAAGAAGGCUGAAGCUGAUCGGGAAGCCAAUCGACAGAAGCGCAAACUCAACUUCCUUAUUUCCCAGACCGAGCUCUACUCCCAUUUCAUCGGCAAGAAGGCUAGAACAUCUGAAAUCGAGAGGUCCACGGACGAUGCCGACACAGCUGCAGCUGCACCAGCGGAAGCACAUCAUUCCGGAAUCGAUGUUGGCGAUCUGCCUACGCAGGCUAGUGGCAAGGUGACCAACUUUGAAGACCUUGAUUUUGACAAUGAGGAUGAGAGCGUUCUCAAUGCCGCCGCUAUGGCGAACGCCCAACACGCCAUUCAGGAGGCGCAGGAUCGAGCUCGUGCCUUUAACAAACCUGGGGGUGACGAGGAGGACGGCGAGCUCAACUUCCAAAAUCCUUCCGGGCUGCAGAACAAAGAAGACUGGAUACCUCAACCUGGCAUGCUCAACUGUACCCUCAAAGAAUACCAACUCAAGGGUCUCAAUUGGCUGGUCAAUCUGUACGAGCAAGGUAUCAACGGUAUCCUGGCCGAUGAGAUGGGCCUUGGAAAGACCGUCCAGUCCAUUUCCGUCAUGGCAUACCUUGCUGAGAGGUACAACAUAUGGGGUCCUUUCCUCGUCAUCGCCCCGGCUUCAACACUGCACAACUGGCAACAAGAGAUUUCGCGGUUCGUGCCAGAUUUGAACGUAAUCCCCUACUGGGGCACCGCCAAAGAUCGAAAGAUUUUACGCAAGCUGUGGGAUCGGAAGCAUGUUACAUACACCAGGGACUCGCCGUUCCAUGUUGUGGUUUCCUCCUACCAGUUGGUCGUUCAAGAUGCUCAAUACUUCCAGAAGAUGCGUUGGCAGUACAUGAUUCUCGAUGAAGCUCAGGCCAUCAAGUCUUCUCAGAGCUCUCGAUGGAAGAGCUUGCUGGGUUUCCACUCGCGCAAUCGACUGCUUCUGACGGGUACACCCAUCCAGAACAACAUGCAGGAACUCUGGGCACUUCUCCAUUUCAUCAUGCCGAGCUUGUUCGAUUCGCAUGACGAAUUUAGCGAGUGGUUCUCAAAGGACAUUGAAAGUCACGCACAGAGUAACACCAAACUCAACGAGGACCAGUUGAGGCGACUACAUAUGAUUUUGAAGCCCUUCAUGCUGCGACGUGUCAAGAAGCAUGUACAGAAAGAGCUGGGAGACAAGAUCGAGUUGGACGUUUACUGCGACCUUACCUACCGACAGCGCGCCUACUACGCCAACCUUCGCAACAAGAUCAGCAUCAUGGACCUAAUCGAGAAGGCUGUUGGCGACGAACAAGACAGCGCGACCCUGAUGAACCUCGUUAUGCAGUUCAGGAAGGUUUGCAACCACCCUGACCUUUUCGAGCGCGCUGAUACAUGGUCUCCUUUCUCCUUUGCCUACUUUGCUGAGACUGCGUCCUUCCUGCGCGAAGGCCAGAACGUGCGAGUUGGAUAUUCCACACGAAACCUAAUAGAGUACUCUCUACCGCGCCUUGUUUGCCGGAAUGGCGGUCGGCUUGAUAUCGCUGGUCCUGAGAAUCCGACGGCGGGCUUCAAGGGCCACUAUCUCGACAACUUGAUGAACGUCUGGAGCCCAGACAACGUUCAGCGGUCCGCUCGCCAGGCAGGUGCAUUCUCUUGGCUUCGCUUUUCGGAUCUCUCGGCAAGUGAAGCGUCAAAGGUUGCGAAGAGCGACUUAUUCCACAGAGCUCUUGCUGCUGGUGACAAGCCAAACAAAACCGGUCGAUUCAACGUUUUCUAUGAUGGCGACAACGGCGAGUGGGAACCCAAGCAAUCGAUGUUCAAUAUUGUCGAUCGCCAAGAUCGCGCUCCUUUGACCGACAUCACCACCGAAGGCUACAUGCACAAUCUGCUCAAUGUGUCCCAGGCUGCAUUUGAGAAAACAGGCUUGAACGUUAUCGAGCCAUGUGCCAAGCCAAAAGCCUCCGCGCCUCCGAUUGAGCUGUACUGCGCCAGCCAGGGUGUCAUCGCAGAGAAACAGCGUGACUACUUCAAUGCUCCCAUCCGCAAUGCCCUGUACGGCGUCUCCGAGAAGACUGAACACGUCAUGUUAGAUUCCAAGCAGGAUAGCACCGCUCUGACGGUUCGCAACAAGCUACCCCCACCGACAAAUGAGCGAACGCGGUUCACGCACAUCGAGGCCCCAUCCAUGUCGCGCUUCGUCACGGAUUCUGGUAAGCUAGCUCGACUGGAUGCGUUGCUCAAAGAGCUCAAGGCGGGCGACCACCGUGUCCUGCUGUACUUCCAAAUGACGCGGAUGAUUGAUCUCAUGGAGGAGUAUCUGACAUACCGAAACUACAAGUACUGUCGCCUGGACGGAUCGACGAAGCUCGAGGACCGUCGAGAUACCGUCGCAGAUUUCCAGACGGACCCGUCCAUCUUUGUCUUCCUGCUGUCUACCCGUGCCGGUGGUCUUGGUAUCAACUUGACGGCGGCCGAUACCGUCAUCUUCUACGACUCGGACUGGAAUCCGACGAUCGACUCGCAGGCCAUGGACCGUGCCCAUCGUCUUGGCCAGACGCGACAAGUCACAGUAUACCGUCUCAUCACAGCCGGCACUAUCGAAGAACGAAUCCGCAAGCGGGCUCUUCAGAAGGAAGAAGUGCAGCGCGUUGUCAUUUCGGGUGGCGGCGGUGCUGGAGUCGACUUCAACACGCGGUCUAGAGAGAACCGUACCAAGGACAUGGCUAUGUGGCUCGUGGACGACGAACAGGCCGCUGAGAUUGAGAAGAAGGAGGCAGAGUUGGCGGAGCAGGAGAAGAAUGCCCCACCGGGAAAGAAGAGGAAGAGCAAGAAGAAGGUGGAUGUGAACUUGGACGACAUGUAUCAUGAAGGCGAAGGACAUUUCGAUGAGAGCGCAAAGGCCAGCGGUGCAGCGACUCCGAUAGCUGCUACGGAAGCCGCUCCAGGCGGCAAGAAGAAGAAAGGUCUCAGCAAGAAGGCGAAGACGGCUAAGCAGCGUCUUGCAGUUGCUGAUGGCGAGGUUUAA